GGGAGGCGACACACAGCACCAACAGGCAGCGUUAUUCGUUCGCGGGUACGCAGCCUGAGCAGAGCGUCGUCGUGUAUGUCGAUCUCGAGAUCCGCUCCGGCUCGCCUUUUUUUAUUUUGCUUUGGACGGCGAAAGAAGGGAUUUUUGUUUCGCUUCUUCAGUUUUGUGAGUUCGAGUUUUCGAAUUCAGGAACAUUGCGUUGAAUGAAAAGUGUAUUCAAAAGCAGAUCCCGACCAGCACGACGAGCCGUGUGUGCUGUGCAGUGGUGAUUGUGAUUUAGGUGUGAAUUUGUGUGUGCAAAUGGUGAUUAAAGAAGAAGAAGAAAAAAGAAUGCUAUGCAGCCGAAUGUGUCGGUGAAUGUGUGCAUCCAGCGUCUGUGUAGUCGGUGCAGAAAUUGAAGUUCAAAAAAAUUGAAACAAGCAGUAACGAAAACAACAACAAAAAACGGUGCAACAAAACAUCAGCCUAAAGGGCGCUGCGAAAACUUGUUCCUGCUAAACCGUUGCGCUGCCAAUCCAAGCAGCCACCGUCCAGCUCUAGCAGUAGUGCUGCCAAGGCAGCAGCUUCCAGCACAACACUGCUCACCAGAGUGCGAGUGCUCCCUCGUUCCCCAACGGCACCGAAAGGCGCGCCUGUGUGAAAGAUUCUAACGAAGCAAGCCGCGCGCUCGCUCUCUCGCUGCCCGAUCUCGGUACAGAGCAUCCCCCCCCAACAUACACAUACACACACACACCAAGGUCCACACACCGGGACCUCAAGUGAAAAACCUGAAUUCCCGCACCAAACCAAACGUCUCGGCGCACUGUUGGGUCGGGACGCCUAAAAGGGUUGGGCUUGGUUGGUUUUCUGUAUUGUUUCCUCCUUCUUCGGCGGAUAGCAAAGUGGUCGUGUGAGUGCGUGCGUGCUUUUGUGUUGUGUUAAUUUGGUGCGUGCGUGCAAAAUGGCAUUCAACGGUGGGGCAGCCGGCAGCGGCAAUGGCAGUGCAGCGGCAGCAGCGGCAGCAGCCGCCGCCGUUGCAGCGGUGGCCGCCGACGAGAACGAGUCGACCGGCGCGAACAAGAAGAAGAACCUGAUCAUACUGGUCGACAAGGAUUCGAACGACAAGCUGAACGAGCUGUUCGACAAGGCGCUCAGCAACAAGGUGCCGCUCCAGAUACCGUACCGCAUGCGCAAGCUGCCCGAAUCCUUCUUCAUGCCGCCGUCGUCCGGCUCGAAGUCGCCGUCCGUGUCGCACUCGCGGGAAAACUCGGCCGACUCGGCGUUCGGCUCCGGCACGACCAUCCUCGGCGGGGUGGCGGGCGUGGCGGCGACCGGCCCGAACGGGCUGCCGAUUCAUCACAGCCGCGCGCACAGCAGCCCCGCCUCGCUCGGCAAAAUCCCGGUCGGGAUGGGCGGGCUGGGCGGGGGUGCGGUGGCGGCGGCGGCCGCCGCCGCCGCUGCAGCCGCUGCCGCCGGUGGCAAUGGUGCCGGUGGUGGCGGUAGUGGCGGCGGUGGUGGUGGAGGUGGUGGCGGGACUGGUGGAACGGGGGCGGCCGGUGCGGCCAGCAAAUCGGCCGCAGCACAGGCGGCGGCGGCGGCCGCGGCCGCCCAGAACGAUGCGACCAGCCUGGGGGCGGCCGUGCUGCAGCAGGCGGCCCUGUCCAAGGCGGCGAUACAGCAUCUGCACAGCCGGGGCCGCUCGUACGACGUGUCGAACCUGCACGCGAACUUUGGCGAGCUGCCGCCGGGCUGGGAGCAGGCGAAAACACAGGACGGACGCAUCUACUACAUCAAUCACAACACACGGACGACCACGUGGGAGGACCCGCGCAUCACCGCCAUGCAGGAAAGCCUGUUCCAGCAGCAGUCCAGCGUCGAAACCCUGUUCAACACCGGCUCCCAGACACUGCUCAGCCCCACGAUCUCCUCACCGACGCCGACCAACAAUGUGGUAUUUCCAGAUACAAUUCAAAUGACAAAUGACAAUCUCGCACAACCGUCAAAUGCCGCCCCGCCGACGGCGAUGCUAACCGGCAGCAAUGUCGAUCUGGGCCCACUGCCGGAAGGAUGGGAGGAAGGCAUCACAGAGAAGGGCGAACGGUACUAUAUCAAUCACGCGACUCGGUCGACCACCUGGCGGGAUCCUCGGUUGUCUAACCAAGACUGGGCAGUACAGGAGCAAACAGUCCGUCUGUACAACCUGCAGCUCGAGCGGGAACGACUUCGGAAACGACAGCAAGAGAUCAAAUCACAUAUGGGAGACGACCCGUUCCUGUCCGGUAUUGCCGAUCACGCACGCCAGGAGUCCGGUGACAGCGGUCUGAGCGAAUCGUCCAUGACGCAGUCGAUGCCCCACACGCCCGAAUUUCUCUCCAGUAUAGAUGACAGUAUGGACGGGUUAAGCAUGACGGACAACACGAUGGACACUAUAGCAUUUGGGGAUAAUCUCGAGACGCCCGAUGAGUUUAUGCUGGACGAUCCUUUGCUGCUGGAAAAGAUCGAUGCCGUCACCAACCUGAGCCUGAUGGAUCCGACGAGUAGUAAACCGGAUAACACGCUCUACGACAUCAUCUAACGUUAAGCGACGUUUCCCGUAGCCACAGAACGCGUAGAACCAUCUUAUGUAGAGUAAUAGUAGCCCACUACGCCAGCGAUUAGUACACGCAUCCACUGACAUGCACACACACACACACACACACAAACACAAAUACUACUUACAAUGUUCUUGCAUCUCCAAGAAAUACCAUCAGCCGACAUAGACUAGAUCGUUUGCAGACCUGAUCUGGAGACUUUCAAGCUCCGAACGUACUACUUAGAGAUACAACUCAAGCCCCAAACAAUAUAACUAGAUAUAAGACUCAAUCGUUCUACUUGGAGAUACAAAUAGGGAAAGAAGAGUGUAAGUAGUGUGCGUAUGUAUGUGUGUGUGUGUGUAUGUGUGGUGGGAUCGCAGCUUAGGCAACAAUGAAAAGGAAACGCAGCGUGGUUCCCGUACUGAACGGGGGAAAACUGCUCCUUGUCCGAGUUAUGUUCCGUUAAUGAUACCUAUAUACAUCUCUUAUUAUUACUACAUCCUGCUUGCACACGGGCACCGAUGUGCUUGUGCACAUUGGACGAAUUAUUAGUGGUUAGUCGAUUAGCUUGUACGUACGGAUUAUUAUUUUAUUUUAAAAUCUUUUUUUUUAAUCCACUUAGAUGAAUGUGAGAUUUGAAGCGCGCAACUAGUAUCCAAUUACGUAGUAUGUGAGGGAUGUAGCGCAAGAUAGGCGACAAGAAUGAGAGGAGGAAAAAUGACCGCACGGAGUGAGUAAUCGUGUACGGAUAAGCGGCAAGAUUACACACACACCCACCGUGCAAGCUGACACAAGGAACUGCAAGCAAUUCAAGUGCCUUAUCCGUUUCGAGUGAGUGAAAGAAGAAGAAAAAACACUCGAAACCGGAGGAAGAAAACGAUAUGUGGUAUAAGUAGAACGUGGUGUGGUGUUUAGCGCGCGGAGUUAGAAAGUAAUGAAAGCAUGAUCUGCAGUCUGCAGAUAGUACAGGCAGUACAGGGCGAGCUGCGAAGAUAGUGUAUUAUAAUGUGCAAAAUGGCGAAAUUGGCUAUUUGCGGUUUGGAACACGUAUACGAAGGCGAGCGAGAUGCGAGAACGCGACGGCGAGUACGUGUAACCGCGUGUGCUACGUAUGCGCCGCCGACCUGGAUGGAAUGGCUAGAUCAGCUCUCAUAUCUACCGGCGCGGCGGCGCAAUACGGUCAAGUAGCUUGAGCAAUGGGGAAAGGAUAACGUAUAGGAGGCAUUAGGAUGUAGGAGAAUUAAAACUCAUGUUUGCGUAAUCGUUGUAGCGUGCGAGAAGAGGUUAGUAUGAUUGAGACAGUGUGUGCGAGUGCGAGGACUGUGCAUGAAUGCGGAACAGUGAAUGAAUGUGGUCCAAUAUUCUAGCCAUAAGCGGUAGUAACACGGCAGCAGAAGGAGGAGCCACCGUAACCGAUAUACGAAGAUGGAGAGAGCAACUCGUUUUUGAAAGCAGCAACAGCAGCAGCAGCAGCAGGUGCAGCCGCCAUUAGCCCCAGGAGUGAGAAUAGUCUCUUGUUAGCGCACACGAAGCGCUUCAAGGGAGUGUGGGGCCAAAUGCAACACAGAAACAGAUUCCUUCGGCGCGCGAUGGCUGUAGAUGCAUUUAUAUCAAUGUUGCCCGCCCGAUCGAGCAGUGUCUGCUGUGGGUGGCCGAUGAUAAAGAAGGGGUUCAUUGUUAUUUUUUUUGAAUCAACUUGCCCCAGUGCACACACUCACACACAAACCCCCAAAGUAAUGUGUGCAAAGCGAAGCGAAGAGGAACGGCUGCCUUUGUCUGCUGCCUGCGAUGCGUUGUACGAUCGGCAAUACAAAACAAAACACAAUGAUCCUCUUCGUUUCGGUUAGCAAACAAACAAAGUAUCAAAAAUACGCACAUCCAUUGAUACCGUUCACAUACACACACACAAACACACACCAUCAAUGUUAGGCUAGUACGCCGUAAAGUGGUGUAACAUUGCAAUUAUAUAGAUUUUAUGUUUCGUUUUUAUAUACAUCCAGCGCGCCCGCUCCCUUUGCUCCAUCUGGAACGGGCGUUCGUUCUAGCUUGGAUCGUGACUGUGUCAUCGACAAGCUCGAUGCAAGUAAAGCGAGCGAGUUUGGACUGUGAGAAUGGAAUGUUCACAGUGACUAUUUCAUGUCCGGUUGUGGAUGAACGGUGAACGUGAAGGGAAGAGAGAGAGAGAGAGAGAGGAAGAAAAAACCUAGCCCAUUAAGCAACAAGAUACAUAUGUACACAUAUCCCAACCGAUCGUGUCCCAUCGGUGCAUCUACUUAUUCGCACGAUCACGAUUCUAUUAUCACGCUCAUCGAGCUACUACUGCAAAACAAACAAAACAAAAGGAAAACAAAAGUGAGAAAAGCAAAAAACAUACAGAUUUACUGGCAAAUCGGCAGCAUAUGGUCAACAAAGUCUGCGCACAUUAAGCAAAAUGCGGGGAAAUUUGAACCAAAAUCGAAAGAUCCAAUGCUGAUUUCCUUGAUCAUAGUUUUUGGCACCAUUUUUUUUAAAUAUCUAAAGCCAUUUUUCAAACCAUUUUUUUUACUGAUUUAAGUUUUAAAACACAAAACGCGCUAAGGCAAUUACUUCAAUUUAUUACUUUGCUAUUUUAAGGCUUAACCACAGCAUUAGUUUUAAACAUUUAAAAACAAUUCAUAAGCAUGCAACGGUAGCAACAGUUACAGAGCUUCGUUGCCUAUUCAAUUUUAGUAGUAUUGUUAGGACAAACAAAAAAAAUCAAGCGUUGGUUCUUGGAUUUGGAUUCAACUUGGGCGAGAAAAAUGGUUUCAUUUUUCUCAAUCAUCACUAUCACUCUUCCACCCCUUCAUUUGGAACAGCGCGAAGGAACGUCGAUCGUUCGAUGCUGCUGCUAACCCGGCGUUGACCAUUGUUGCCUCGAUUUUGCUUGCUACUGUUUGUUUUUUUUUUUUAAUUUUCUUUUGGAAGGAAAAACUGGCUGCAGCGUUUUUUGUUCAUUUUUUCGAUGUGUUUCUAUGCUAAUGUUGCAACAUUGCCGUCCAAUAUAGUUUCGUUUUUAAUGUUUUGUUCUACUUCUUCGCAACGUAAACGCAGAAUAAAAAAAAUGAACGUAUUGCUGCCAGCUUCCGCUUGAUCUUUAGGUUGGGUGAUCCAUUUGUUGGAACCAUUUUCCGAGUCGCUUUUUUGCAGUGAUCGGUUGCAGUGUAGAUGGGGAUGAUAAUAGGAAAGGAAUUGGGCUGUAGAUCCGUUGGUACGAUCGAGUUGGUCGCUCGUUGAGCGAAAAUCCAUCCACAAACGAUCGGUCCCCCGAGUGGGGCGAUCGCGAUCACUCGCGCAAGUUGAAUCGCAUAGCGAGCAUUGGGCAGAUAUUUUAACAAGAUAAAUCCUGCAAACGUUGGCAAACAGGUGGCGUACAGUUUGGUGCGUCCCCACCGCCCGAGAUACAUUUAUCUUUGCCGUCCAGAAUUGCAUUGAGAAGCAGUUUGUUUUGUGUUGUCUUUUUUAGUUUCUCUAGCAAACAUAAGUGUCUUUUUCUUUUUUUUUAUGUGUGUGUUCUGUUAUGUGCAUCAGCAGUGAAGUAAGUGAUGGUGAACCAAACGAACAGUUCAUACGGACACUAACACGCGGUGGCACACAUUGUUUAUGCCCUGUACUACUGGCUUUACCCUGGCAGCACUCAUCAAGCAGUAUUUGUUAGCAAAUAUUUGUUAGCGUUGAUGAGCCGAGCUACACAUUAGCGUAAAGCGAUAUUAGAUAGAGCAAAGAAGAACAAAAUGAAGAAGAACGUUUUUUCUUCAUACAGAAAUUCACCCCCACCUCAUGCGACUCAAGUAAGAUAGUUGAACGCUUCCAACACAUUCGCAAGAAGCGUACGGAUGCUUUAUUCUGCUUCCCUUUCUGUGGGAACUGUAGAACUGGUAGAAAACACUACUUCUAGACACCUAUUGCUCUACACGUGAGGAUUCUGGAAGCAAAAGGGAACACCAAAUCGUACUUCCUUGUGAAAGGUACUCUACUAGGUAGAGCAGCUAGCGUUGUCUUUAAAAAAGCACCACUGAGUUUGCUUAGGUGCGUUUUUUGCUCAUAUUUUUAACUCUCUUCGUCAGCAAUAAUUUGUAAUGCUUAAUAUCGAGAAAAAAACUCAAUUAAUGCACACCAAAAGAUGCAGCUAAUUCAACCGCAAAAGCCACCAAGUGUUUGUUCGUCAGCUAGGUUUGAGUGUCACUUACAUUAACUGACUCUGUUUGAAAUGCACCACAAUUGCACCACACAGUUGGUUGUUCCCAUCUUGCCUCAGAGAGGAGUGCAAGUGUGUGCUACAAGCUUCACUAGAGGAAGCAGUAACGGCCAUGCAAUGCACUACGAACGGAAAUAGACAGGCACGUGCCUAAAUGCACGUGGUAAUGCAAUAAUGCACGGGUGGCUUAGAGCCACUCCUGUAGAAGCGAAAGACGAAAACAAAAACAACUCGUGUGCUAGUAACAGUUCGUGCUGAGUUAAAUAAAAGCAAAAAAGAAAGAGAAAACAAAGGCAAGGAUCGUUCAAUCAGAAUUGAACGUUGAUUCAAAAUUGUAGCAAAACAAACAAACAAAAAACACAGAAACACAUAUAUAAAAAAAAACUCUAGCACACACUGUAAAAAAACGGGGGGACGGGAAUAAUGCAAAUAGAGUAAAUUUGUCUUUGUCCCAAAGCCUUGUAAUACACUGUAUGUACUAGAGAGAAGGGAAAGAGCUAUUUCUAGAGCACAAACUAAAGCAAUGCGUAAUAAAAGUGAGAAAUCAACCAACCAGAACCAACAAAUGGAA
Molecule: messenger RNA, 7339 nt
Organism: Anopheles coluzzii
Lineage: Eukaryota; Metazoa; Arthropoda; Insecta; Diptera; Culicidae
Gene: yki
Product: transcriptional coactivator yorkie
Exons: 8
Coding region: 941-2554 (537 amino acids)
Biological process (GO): hippo signaling; positive regulation of transcription by RNA polymerase II
Cellular component (GO): cytoplasm; nucleus
Molecular function (GO): transcription coactivator activity; protein binding
Source: RefSeq, a predicted model, not a curated record